This is a messenger RNA of Drosophila elegans, 1928 nucleotides long. RefSeq lists its product as uncharacterized. The record is from RefSeq and is a predicted model, not a curated record. Bases 109 to 1917 code for a protein of 602 amino acids. Lineage: Eukaryota; Metazoa; Arthropoda; Insecta; Diptera; Drosophilidae. The transcript is spliced from 3 exons.
UCGCGCAGGCAACUCUGUUCAAAAUUGAAAGUUUUUCUUUAAAUUAAAUUCGAUGUUUGAAAAGCAGCAAUAAAAUUUGUAUUUGGCCAUUAAGAGUAAAAUUUACGUAUGAGCAGGGUGCACAAAAUGGCAUGGAGCAACGUUGGCAUAUUCCUGAAGCUCAGCUCGCAGCGUUGUCAGCUCCUCAGCUUAGGAUCCAAAAAAGAGGUAUCCGGAGGGCUGAGCACCGGCAAGCUCAAGUCGGAUGUCCUUGUUAGUACCUCGAAUGCCAGGUACAUGGAGUGCUUGUUUUCCAAAUGGACUAAGGACAAUAACUCUGUUCAUGGAACCUGGCAGCGAUUCUUCAAGGAUUUAGUAUAUGAAGAAGGGGAGACAACUAUGCCCGCUCCAUGCCAAUUCUAUCCUAAUCCCAUUGCAAGUCCUGAUCAACUUCGAAAGGAUGUUUCCAUUUCUUUGCCUCCCAAACAAGAGGUAACUUUGCCGAAAGAGUCGCCACAUAAAUCCCACGAAGCAAAACCUUUGGAAAGUGGAACAAAACUUAGCGCAUCGACUGCAGAUAAAGUAGGAUCGUGUUCCCCAAUGGCAAACCACUUAAUCGACGUAUCGAAAGGAUCUCCAGUGCUUGUGAGGAAGACAACAAAGUCUCCUCCGGUACUGAAGAACCAAUCGAGCAUUUCGAAAUCAACUAGCGAACAGUUGGACUCGAAUACUUGCGUGGUUUGUCCUCAAAAGGUGGACAUGAAUGUGCUGGCACUUUCACCGGAAAUCAGGACAUCUGGACUGUCAGGCUGUCAGGAUGUGCUCCAGUUUUCAACAAGUUGCAUAAAGAAACGCGAAGGCAGUUCAAUUUUAACAGUCAAUGAAAUGGAGAACAAAUUUUCAAAAAAUCAGACUAGGAAAUUCUGUCAGAAGAAGCCUCCAGAAGAGCUAAACUUACCUACUAUGUCAACGGAGGUGAAAGACUCUUUGGGUUCCCAAAGAACAGCAUAUGCUCGCAAUAACUUUAAAACAAAAUUUGGAUCUCUUAGUACUUUCAUGAAAUAUUGGCGACAAGCUUGUAGAAAGAGCCAUUUGAAACGGGUUUCUGGGCCAGAAAUGGUUGUGAAAAGGUCUACAAAAGCCAAUUCCAAGCCAAGAAACAUCAUGUACUUCAAAAGUUAUUACGAAAAGAAUCUUAGCCAAGGAAAGGACAAGGUGGCUAAAACUGCAAAUGAAAAACCAUUAAAACCGAAAGAUGAAAACUCAAAGGAGCAGCCAGAACCAAGACAUUUCAAGUCGAAUGAUAACAAAAUUCAAGUUUUUGGUUACCAAGCGGAAGAUGAAGAUAGCCCUAAGAUGAAACUCGAGGCAGAAGAUAUCACUUUGAAGGCUACCGAACCACCAAAUAAAACAGAAUCCGAGGGGCACAGCACUUCUAGCAAACCAAAAAAUAAAACUGAUACUUAUGAAACCCUUGAAGACCUGAUCAACGAUAUCGACGACACCACCUUGGAUAGAGACAUGAUUGAUCCGAUUGAGCCAGAGAUAAAAGACAGUAAAACAUCAAAACUCUUGGAAAACACUUCAAAAAAGAAUCCAACAGCAUACAAAACGACGCUUAGAGUUUUUAAGUCUAAGCUAAAAGGCAACACAAAAAAUGAUAAAAAAGUAAAACCAAAACCUGAAGCUUUAAAACCUCUUAGGAUUUUUAAUGCCGAUCAGAAAGGCCCACCAAAGGUAAAACCUACAGAAGAAGAUAAAUCAUGGAUAUAUUCAGAUGAGAUCACUCUAAAAAAUUUUAAAAAACCAACUAAUGAUACAAAGAAAAGUACUUUAAAGACUCCUGGGGUUGGUAAAUCCCCAAUCAGUGAUCUCAAAAAUAACUCCAUCAAAAAACCUUUGGAUGAAAACACACGGAAAAAUAAAAAGACGGAGUAAAGUUAUAAAGC